Messenger RNA from Acanthocheilonema viteae, 204 nucleotides. Lineage: Eukaryota; Metazoa; Nematoda; Chromadorea; Rhabditida; Onchocercidae. The record is from the annotation of a GenBank genome assembly.
AUGAUGAUGGAAGGCCGGAAACGAUUGUUGGGACAGGUGUCGAUCUUAUUGCCAUUGAAAGCGAUACCUAAAUCAUUUCACCCGGGGCACUUCAGCGAAUAUUGCGUGCAAAGUUAUGGUAGUGAUGGUGAUGAUGGUGGAUGGUUGGUUGGUUGGUUGGUUGAUUGGUUGAUUGGUUGGUUGGUUGGUGUUGAUGAGGAUUGA